Molecule: messenger RNA, 3360 nt
Organism: Neltuma alba
Lineage: Eukaryota; Viridiplantae; Streptophyta; Magnoliopsida; Fabales; Fabaceae
Product: pentatricopeptide repeat-containing protein At5g01110
Exons: 7
Coding region: 1-2127 (708 amino acids)
Molecular function (GO): protein binding
Source: RefSeq, a predicted model, not a curated record
AUGCUUGCUAUAAUGCCCGGGUUUCCUCGAACCCGCGAGUCAUCGAGAAAUUUCGACGAAGAAUCAGUUUUUUCAAGUUCUCUUCCUGAUGCGUUUUUGGUGGAAAAGGUUUUCUUGAGCCUGAGGCAAGGAACUCUCAAUUCACUGAGCAAUUACUUUUCCCGUUCUUCAGACCCAUCAGUUGUGGUUGAAGUUCUUUAUCGAUGUCGCGACAACUUGGGUCUGGGUCAGAAGUUUGUCGAUACAAUUAUGGUAAAUUGUCCCAACUUUAAGCACUCAUCCCUCUCGUUGAGUGCAAUGAUUCACAUUUUGGUGCGUUGUAGGAAGCUGCCAGAAGCGCAGGCUUUGAUUCUUAGAAUGAUAAGAAGGAGUGGUGCUUCACGUGUUGAUAUUGUUGAGUCCUUGGUUUCAACGUAUGUCAACUGUGGUUCCAAUUCUUUUGUUUUUGAUUUGUUGAUAAGGACUUUUGUCCAGGCGAGGAAAUUAAGAGAAGGGGGUGAGGCAUUUCGUUUGUUGAGAAGUAAGGGAAUUUGCAUUUCUAUAAAUGCUUGUAAUGCUCUUCUUGGUGCUCUUGUGAACGUUGGUUGGAUGGAUUUGGCAUGGAAUAUUUAUGAAGAUAUUGUGAGAAGUGGGACACAGAUGAAUGUAUAUACUCUAAAUAUUAUGGUUAAUGCUUUGUGCAAAGAUUGCAGAAUGGACGAAGUUAAACUUUUCUUGACAAACAUAGAGGAUAAGGGGCUUUUUCCGGACACUGUAACAUACAAUACUCUAAUCAGUGCACAUUGUCGUGAGGGGCUUGUAGAAGAGGCCUUUGAAUUAAUGAACUCAAUGAAGCUUAAGGGGUUGAAACCUGGCCUUUUUACUUAUAAUGCCAUUAUCAAUGGCUUAUGUAAGAAUGGAAACUAUGCGAGAGCAAAGGAACUUUUCUAUGAGAUGUUGAAGAUGGGAUUGACUCCUGAUACUGCCACUUUUAAUACAUUGCUUACCGAAAGUUGUAAAAAGAAUAAUAUUUGUGAAGCUGAAAAGAUUUUUAAGGAAAUGUCACAUCAUGGAGUUGUUCCAGAUUUAUUUAGCUUUAGCUCACUUAUAGGAUGGUUCUCCAGGAAUGGAUACUUUGACCAGGCCUUAGUGUAUUUUAAGCAAAUGAAGGAUGUUGGGUUGGUUCCUGACACUGUUAUAUAUACUAUUCUUAUAGACGGGUAUUGUAGAAAUGCCAAAAUGUCUGAGGCUCUGAAGAUGCGAAAUGAGAUGGCAGAGCAGGGCUGUCUUAUGGAUGUGGUUACAUACAAUGCUAUAUUGAAUGGAUUGUGUAGGGAAAAUAUGCUUGUUGAUGCUGAUAAGCUAUAUAAGGAGAUGGUGGAAAGGGGGAUUUUUCCUGAUUUUUUCACCCUCACCACUCUCAUUCAUGGCUAUUGUAAAAAUGGGAACAUGUCAAGAGCGGUUAAUUUGUUUGAGACUAUGACCCAAAGGAACCUUAAGCCUGAUGCUGUGACAUAUAAUACACUGAUGGACGGCUUCUGCAAAAUAGGUGAAAUGGAAAAAGCAAAGGAGUUGUGGCAUGACAUGAUAUGCAGAGAAAUUUUGCCUAACCACAUAUCUUUUAGCAUUUUGAUAAAUGGAUACAGCAGUUUAGGUCUUGUGUCUGAAGCAUUUAGGCUGUGGGAUGAAAUGGUAGAGAAGGGUAUAAAACCCACCCUGGUUAAUUGCAACACCAUUAUAAAAGGCUAUUGUCGGUCUGGUAAUGUGUCAAAGGCAAGUGAAUUUUUGAACAAGAUGAUUUUGGAAGGUGUUUUACCUGACUGUAUCACAUACAAUACUCUAAUAAAUGGCUUUUUAAGGGAAGAUAAUUUGGACAAAGCUUUCAUUUUCAUUAAUGGCAUGGAAAAACAAGGGAUACUGCCUGAUGUUAUCACAUACAAUGCAAUUCUUAGUGGAUAUUGCAGGCAAGGCAAAAUGCAAGCGGCUGAGAUGCUUUUGCGUAAGAUGAUUGACAAAGGUGUCAAUCCUAACAGAUCAACGUACACAGCAUUGAUAAAUGGGCAUGUCUCUCAGAACAACCUGAAAGAGGCAUUCCGCUUCCAUGAAGAGAUGCUGCAAAGAGGAUUUGUUCCGGAUGACAAAUUCUAAGCUCUUUGUGGUAGCAGCUAUUCAGACAUUUUAGCAUCUUGUUUUACAUCCCAUAUAUGGAGGUCUAAAAAUGACCAGAGAAUAUUACCGAGGGAAGGAGAAUUGGACUUUGCCCAAUAUAGAGAAAGGAGAAUGAGAUGCAGUGGUGGACUAUGCUGUGGCAUCACGAAGGAAGCUCUGGCAGCUCUCUUUGCAACUUUUUCCUUUUUUUCUUUCAAUGUACGCCAGCCACUAAAUCACCGAUAUGCACCACUUCAUCCAAUUUCAUUGCAGCAAGGAAUGGGGGCUUUUGGGUUGUGGGUUUGAAGAUCGAAGCCCUCAAGAAGUUUGAGUGCUUUUUGGGCUCUCAAUCAUAGCCUGCUCACUAAUCGUGAGUUGAAGGUGGGGUGCUACAAAUAGCUGCGCUAGGUGUGUGAAAAAUGACAAUACCCUUUUGGUCAGCGAUGCUUUGAAUCAUUUAGAGAUAAAGAAAGGAGAGAGGCGCCGGAGGGAGAGAAGAUUGAUGAGUGGGUAAAAAAAAUUGCCACGUGGAAUUUGGUGCCACAAAGGCGUUGAAUGGAGUGGAGCUAACAUAUCGGACUGAAGGACAACUCGACAAUGUGAAGAAAGUUAAUUAUGGCAAUUUUCUUAAUAAAUGUUAUAGGACCAUGUUGAAAUUAUGAAUGUUUUAGGGAUAAAAUUGAUGAAAUAAAAUUAAGGAAAAGAGGGAAUACAUGAGACGAUGAAGUGGUGUCAUCCUGAAGAUAAAGUUGGGGGAUGAAAUGUUAGAAAAAGGGAUAUCAGAUAUGACAUCUAAGGCUAUGAGGCUGGUUUUAGCAGGAUGUUCAUUCAUCAAAUGAGGAGCAGAGUAUACCACUUCCCUUACACCACUUCCCUCGGUUUGUCUCAGUGGACGUGUUGAGGUGUUGAAGAAAUUGAUGUUGCCAGGAGCUAAUGUUGUGUUCUACUCCUUCGAUCCUAAAUGUGAGAUUUAUUUUGCAACAGCCAUAAAUGAAUAAUCAAAUUAACAAUGCUAAUGCUCAGUCAUGAGCGAGACUCCAGUGGAUGAAGCAGUGAGGAGGAGAAAGCUACAAGUGAUGGAUGCUAUUAACGAAGCGGCAACACAUGCUAUACUUACUGGAACCGGGGUUUUUGCAUAAGAAACUUAUUAUAAUUAGCUUGUUUCUGGAAACUUAGUUGUUUUUCGACAAUAUUUAAUUGAUCAUGUUUAUGAUAUGUGUGCCUUUAUUUUUA